This is a messenger RNA of Gymnogyps californianus (California condor), 1032 nucleotides long. RefSeq names its product homeobox C6 (gene HOXC6). Bases 279 to 1016 code for a protein of 245 amino acids. Gene Ontology annotation, molecular function: DNA-binding transcription factor activity, RNA polymerase II-specific; RNA polymerase II cis-regulatory region sequence-specific DNA binding. The record is from RefSeq and is a predicted model, not a curated record. The transcript has 2 exons. Gene Ontology annotation, cellular component: nucleus. Lineage: Eukaryota; Metazoa; Chordata; Aves; Accipitriformes; Cathartidae. Gene Ontology annotation, biological process: anterior/posterior pattern specification; regulation of transcription by RNA polymerase II.
CUCCCCAUCCCCCGGCACCCCGGGGGUGCUGGGGGGGUUUUGGGGGUGCAGGACUUACUUUCCAUGCCCACUUAGUUUCAACUAGGGAAUCAACAGAAGCAAAAGCAAUUUUUUCCCUUUUUGACACCCGCCUCCCCAUUGGCUCCCCCCGGGUCAGCUGACUUUGUCAUUUUGUCUGUCCUGGAGCAGAGCCUUCCCUAUAACAAUCUAGUUCAGACUACAAACUGGAGACAGAAAUAAAUAUUAAAGAAAUCACACAGCCAGGUAUAGAGGACGAUAUGAAUUCCUAUUUUACAAACCCAUCUUUAUCCUGCCAUCUAACCAGUGGCCAAGAGGUGCUUCCCAACGUAGCCCUCAAUUCAACUGCCUAUGACCCUGUCAGGCAUUUUUCUACUUAUGGAGCAGCCGUUGCUCAAAACCGGAUUUAUUCUUCUCCUUUUUAUUCACCGCAAGAUAAUGUUGUGUUUAGCUCCAGCCGAGGACCUUAUGACUAUGGAUCUAAUGCUUUUUACCAAGAAAAAGACAUGCUUUCUAGCUGCAGGCAAAAUUCUAUGGGACAUAAUACACAGACAUCAAUCGCACAGGAUUUUACCAGUGACCAAAACAGGAACACUUCGCAAGAACAAAAAACUAGCAUUCAAAUAUACCCAUGGAUGCAGCGUAUGAACUCCCACAGUGUCUGUUUUGUCUCGGCAUCCCUAGGAGUGGGCUACGGGGCCGACCGCCGGCGGGGCCGCCAGAUUUAUUCCCGUUAUCAAACCUUGGAGCUGGAGAAGGAAUUUCACUUCAACCGGUACCUGACCCGGCGGAGGCGGAUCGAGAUCGCCAACGCUCUCUGCCUGACGGAACGACAGAUUAAAAUCUGGUUCCAAAACCGGAGGAUGAAAUGGAAAAAAGAAAGUAAUUUGAGUUCAACCCUCUCCGGGGCGGGGGGGGGGGCCGCCGCCGCCGCCGCCGACAGCUUGGCCAAGGAGGAGAAGCGAGAAGAGACAGAGGAGGAGAAGCAGAAGGAGUGAAAAAGUGACAGCUCGG